AGAGUUAUAUUUUAUUGGAUCCCUUUCUCCCUCGUUCCGCUGCUCCUAUUUUUUCCCGCUUCCCUCCAUGCUUUUCCGUUUCCCUCCAUUCUCCCCUCUCUCCAUAGAUUUCCCUCUCUUCUGCUCCUUCUUUCUUUAUAAGCUCUAAAAAUCUUGCCUUUUUUUGGGGAAAUCGUUAAGAGAUCAAAGAUCUCACGGAGAUUAGCGAGGGGGAGGGAGGUUUAGUUCUUUCGUGGCGAUCUCUUCUCUUCUCUGUUCGAAGAUCGCUCCUUUUUCUUUUUAAAGCGAGCUGCAAGGAAAGAUCUCGCGAGGAGAGUGAGUGAGAGUGAGGUUUUGCUGUUCCGCCCCAAUCCCCCUUAUCAGAUCUCGGCUAAGGGAGCGGCUUUCAAGCCCGUCUUCUCUUCUAUCUCGAUUUCUAUACUCCAAGGGCGCCUUCCUUUUUUUCGUUUUAGAUCUUCGAGAAAGAAGCGAUUUUGGACCGAGUGAUGGAUCUAUGUGGUGAAAAGGAAACCGGAUCUAUAGAUCUGGGCAGUAGCAGAGAGAGUUCAGGGGAGCUGAAGAGCUGCGCGGAUUGCCGGACCACCAAGACGCCGCUCUGGCGAGGGGGCCCCUCGGGACCUAAGUCGCUCUGCAACGCGUGCGGGAUUCGAUACCGGAAGAAGAGGAGGGCAGUGCUGGGGCUCAAGGAAGGGGAGAGGAGAGAGAGGAAGCAGAAGAGAGAGGAGAGCAGCAGCACCAAAGACUUGGGUGGGGUUUCGGUGAAGCUUAGGAUGCUAGGGGUGGGGAGUGAAGUAUUGUUCAAGAGGAGAUCUCUUCUUGAGAGGAAGAAGAGGAGGAUGGGCGAAGUGGAGGAGGCUGCUGUGCUCUUGAUGGCCCUCUCCUCUGGAUUCCUCUAUGCUUAGUUUUACUCUGUUAUAUUAGUCUUUAUUAGUCGAGAGAGAGGAUAAGAAGAGGAAAAGUUUUGGAUGCUGGUCUUCUUUUUUUUGUUUCUUUUCUUUGGUUUAAGAAGGGGGAGGGGGGCUUAAUCAAUCAAGCAUACUGUCUCCCCUGUUCUAAUGUAUAAUGUUACCGUAAAUGAAGAAUUUUGCUUGCUUUUCUUUUUCUU
Molecule: messenger RNA, 1105 nt
Organism: Phoenix dactylifera (date palm)
Lineage: Eukaryota; Viridiplantae; Streptophyta; Magnoliopsida; Arecales; Arecaceae
Product: GATA transcription factor 15-like
Biological process (GO): regulation of DNA-templated transcription
Molecular function (GO): zinc ion binding; sequence-specific DNA binding
Source: RefSeq, a predicted model, not a curated record